Messenger RNA from Archocentrus centrarchus (flier cichlid), 2989 nucleotides. RefSeq names its product Rap guanine nucleotide exchange factor 4a (gene rapgef4a). Gene Ontology annotation, biological process: Ras protein signal transduction. Gene Ontology annotation, cellular component: plasma membrane. The transcript has 27 exons. Lineage: Eukaryota; Metazoa; Chordata; Actinopteri; Cichliformes; Cichlidae. The coding region runs from base 11 to 2623 and encodes 870 amino acids. Gene Ontology annotation, molecular function: guanyl-nucleotide exchange factor activity. The record is from RefSeq and is a predicted model, not a curated record.
UCAUCACUGCAUGGCUGGACUACUUGCCCCACCCUAUGGUGUGAUGGAAAGCAGUUGUAAUGCUGACAGGAUGCCUGACAAAGAAAACAUAAGCAACAACUCAUUUGCUGUUUCCAGACCUCUGAACAAGAAGUCAUUCAUUGACAGUCCAGCCAAACCCCACCCUAAAUGCUUUUCUCAGGUCCCCUCUGAGAAGAUUCUCCACGCGGGGAAGAUUCUCCGUAACGCCAUCCUCUCCAGGGCGCCUCACAUGAUCAGAGACAGAAAGUACCAUUUGAAGACGUACAGGCAGUGUUGCGUGGGCACAGAACUGGUUGACUGGCAAAUGCAGCAGAGCUCGUGCGUCCACUCUCGUAUUCAGGCUGUAGGCAUGUGGCAGGUGCUGCUGGAAGAAGGUGUUCUCAACCACGUGGACCAGGAGCUGAGCUUCCAGGACAAGUACCUUUUCUACCGCUUCCUUGACGAUGAACAGGAGGAUGCCCCUUUCCCCACUGAGGAAGAAAGAAAGGAGAGCCAAGAGGAGCUACAGGACACUCUGCUGCUUCUCUCGCAGAUCGGGCCCGAUGCCCAUCUGAGGAUGAUCCUGAGGAAACCUCCAUCUGAAAGGACAGCAGAUGAUUUGGAGAUCAUUUAUGAGGAGUUGCUUCAUAUUAAGGCCUUGUCACACCUCUCCACCACUGUAAAGAGAGAGCUAGCAGGAGUGCUGAUCUUUGAGUCCCAUGCAAAGGCGGGAACAGUGUUGUUUAAUCAAGGGGAGGAGGGCACAUCCUGGUACAUCAUUUUAAAGGGCUCAGUCAAUGUUGUCAUCUAUGGAAAGGGUGUUGUUUGCACUCUUCAUGAAGGGGACGACUUUGGGAAGCUGGCUCUCGUCAACGACGCCCCCCGUGCCGCCUCCAUUGUCCUGCGAGAGGACAACUGUCACUUCCUGAGAGUCGACAAGGAGGACUUUAACAGGAUUUUGAGGGAUGUGGAAGCCAACACUGUUCGACUGAAGGAGCACGGUCAGGACGUUCUGGUGUUAGAGAAGAGCCUCAGCAGCAGUCGCAACUCUGUCCAGGGAUCCUCGUCCUCCCAUUACAAAUACAAGGUAAUGUCUGGGACGCCGGAGAAGAUUUUGGAGCACCUCCUUGAAAUGAUGCGAUUGGAUUCUCAAUUCACAGAGUCAGACUCAGCCUUAGAUGACUUUGUGCUCAUGCACUGUGUCUUCAUACCAAACAGUCAGCUAUGCCCAGGGUUGAUGUCCCACUACCAUGCCCUGGCCUCACAGGGCAGUGAGCAGGAGAAGCUGGACUACACACUUAACAACAAGCGCAGGGUCAUCCGGCUGGUGAUGCAAUGGGCUGCUGUACACGGAGAUCACCUGCAGGAAGAGGAUGUCUCAGUGAUGUUCCUGGAGGAGUUUCUCAUGGCAGUAUCUAAUGAUGCCAAAGCACUUCCAGCCCUCAGGGAUCAACUAACAGAACUGGAAAGAAUUGUAAAGCUCAAUGCUGGAGAUGCCAGAUCCUCACAGAAAAAGCACAAAGUCCUGCUGCGGCAGUUCAGUGUGGGAGAUGAGAAGCUUCAGAAACGUCAGCCCAUCAGGAGUAGCGAUGAAAUUCUGUUCAAAGUGUACUGCUGUGACCACACCUACACCACAAUCCGGGUCCCUGUAUCCGCCUCAGUCAGGGAGGUCAUCGGCGCUGUGGCCGACAAGCUGGGGUCAGCAGAGGACCUGCUCCUGGUCGGCCUCAGUUCAGCAGGAGAGAAAACCAUUUUCAAGCCCAACGAUGUGUCCGUGUUCUCCACACUCAGCAUAAAUGGACGGCUGUUUGUCUGCCGGAGGGACCAGUUGGAUUCUUUGACCCCUUUACCUGAGCAGGAGGGUCACUGUACAGGCUCACUGGCCAGCUUUGAGUUGAUGAGCUCUAAGGAUGUGGCUUACCACAUGACUUCCUAUGACUGGGAGCUUUUCCACUGUGUACAUGAGCUUGAGCUCAUCUACCACACAUUUGGGAGACAAUACGUGAAGAAAACCACCGUGAACCUGGACCUGUUCCUGCGGAGGUUCAAUGAAAUUCAGUUUUGGGUGAUCACUGAGAUGUGUUUAUGUCCCCAGCUGAGCAAGCGAGUGCAACUCCUUAAGAAGUUUAUCAAGAUUGCUGCCCACUGUAAGGAGUACAGAAAUCUGAAUGCCUUCUUUGCUAUCAUUAUGGGCCUGAGUAACCCGGCCGUGAGCAGACUGUGUCAAACCUGGGAGAAACUUCCCAGCAAAUUCAAGAAGUUUUAUGUGGAAUUUGAAAACUUGAUGGAUCCGUCCAGGAACCACCGGGCGUACCGGCUGACAGUAGCCAAACUGGAACCUCCCAUCAUUCCUUUUAUGCCAUUGCUGAUCAAAGACAUGACAUUUACUCAUGAGGGCAACAAAACAUUUAUCGAUAAUUUGGUCAAUUUUGAGAAAAUGCGGAUGAUAGCUAACACAGUGAAAAUAGUGAGAUACUGUAGGAGCCAGAGAUUCGGCCCAGAGUCACCACUGCCAAACAAGAACCACCCGGAUGUUUGGACUUACGUGCGUCAGCUCAACGUGAUCGACAACCAAAGGAUGCUAACUCAGCUCUCUCAUGGACUCGAGCCCCGCAGGUCUUGAGACCUAUUCAGGGACAAAAGUAUUACGCAAAGAUGCUACUCCAUGACAUGGACCUGAUGUUGUAUCAGAUAAUAUAUUGUUACAGAAGCCUGACUUGUUAAGCCUUUUAUUACAGUCAUUUGUGAUAUUUUAGCAGUAAUUGUCGGCAGGUGACGUAUCUCCUCAUAUCAUUGUCGUGCAGAUAUCACAUGAAGCAGCAUGAAGAAAUGAUGUUUUGCGGGUGGGUGGGGUGCUCAUUCAUCAGAUUGUGUAAGCUCUAUUCAUUUGUUUCAUAUAUUUUGUAUCAAACAAUAUUUAUACAUAUUUAAGUUUUUAAGAAUCUUGUGUUGGAAAUUGUAUACAGAUAUUUAUUUUGAUGGCAGCAUG